Messenger RNA from Caenorhabditis briggsae, 993 nucleotides. It is a transcript of the gene Cbr-srab-25, whose product is annotated as Protein CBR-SRAB-25. Bases 1 to 993 code for a protein of 330 amino acids. The record is from RefSeq and is a predicted model, not a curated record. NCBI's taxonomy places the organism in Eukaryota, Metazoa, Nematoda, Chromadorea, Rhabditida, Rhabditidae. The transcript has 7 exons.
AUGCCUCCACCACAAGACUCAACAUGCAACGAGACUGAAGUCCUGGAAAUUCAAAACUCCACUUUCCUCCACAUUUCUGAAACUGUCAUGCUGGUUUUAUCAAUUAUAGCACUUCCAAUUUUAGUGGUAGCCAUACAAAAAUGUGUGACAAAUGCUCAUUUUCAUUUGAAUAUUCGAAUUAUCGCAGCCGCUCAUUGUAUAUCGAUUUUGUUGCAUUGUAUUGGGAGAAUAAUCCAAAAUUCCUCGGACAUGUAUUUAUGGAUGGGUCCACUAACAACAUGUAAUCGUCGGCAGUUUAUUGGAAUAUGCGUUAUAUCCCGAAGUUUAUGCAGCUUUGGAAUCUAUUAUUCUAGCUUCACCACUGUGUUUAUCGCGCUGGAACGAACUAUAGCAACUCAUUUUACCAAGAAAUAUGAGAACAAAAAAUCCAAAUACGGAAUCGCUUUUGUUGUUAUUCAGGCACUGAUUAGUGUAAUCAUUACCUUUGGCUUGUUUUAUGAGACAGAUCUACCGAAUCGUCCGGUUUAUUGUAUUCUGAAUAGUGACAAACCGUGGACAGUAAGCGCAGAAAUCAUCACGAUGUCUUCGAAUUUGUUUGCUUUUGUACAAUGUUACAGAAUGUACAAAAUCAAUAUGAAACUCCGUAUCAUCACAACUCAAACGACAUUGAGCCAAAAGUACACCAUCGAAGAGAACAAAACGCUAAUUCAAAUCAGCAUGAGGUUCACUUGCUUGGAUUUUGUUUUUAUGAUUAUUUAUUUUAUGAAAACUAUUAUAACGGAGAUGAAUCUCACUCAAAGAAAAGAUUAUGUAUAUGCGAUUUGCGGAUUAACUCAUUGUGCUCCAGUGUACGCCAUUGUGGUCAUCCUAGCAAUGCAGAGGAUAAUCAAGAAGAUCCAAACCGAAAGAGUGGUCAAAUUAAAAGCUGAAGUCGAGGUCAAGGAUGACGCCUACUUUUACUUCUUCAAACAACAAUGGUCACAAUCGAAAUAA